Tetrahymena thermophila SB210 is the source of this 5731-nucleotide messenger RNA. RefSeq lists its product as hypothetical. The record is from RefSeq and is a predicted model, not a curated record. The transcript has a single exon. Gene Ontology annotation, cellular component: membrane. Gene Ontology annotation, molecular function: calcium ion binding. Lineage: Eukaryota; Ciliophora; Oligohymenophorea; Hymenostomatida; Tetrahymenidae.
CACUAAAUAGAAUUCGUAUACAUAAAUAAAGUUCUUUCAAAGCUAUUUAAUCAAAUAUAAAACAAAUAUGUCUUAUUUUUAAAUAGCUGCAAUCCUAAGCAAUAUCAUAUUUUUUGUAAGUACAUAGGGGUUAUUUUAAUCUUAAUAAUAAAGUAUAUUUUAAGCGUUACCUAAACAAGUGAUAAAUAUUAAUGAAAAUUAGCCUGCAGUACCAACUCAAAUGCUUAUAAUAGAAGAUUCACAACUAAUUAUAUUUAUCAGUAAAGAAAACUAUAUUGGGCUUUUUGAUGAGAAGAAUGAUAAGAUGAAAGUCAUUAACACUUCUGAAUAAGUUUAGUCAAUCUUGAUAUUUGAUAAUUAGUAAUAUUUAUUAGCAGCAAUGAUCACAUAUACAUCAAUUUAUCAAAUUCAGUUAGAUAUAAAUAAUGAUUACUUUCUUGCUGAAAGGUAGACAUUAAGUUUAGAUCUUAAAGUAAUUUGCAUGCUAUACCUUCCUAUUGCAAAUUAUAUCUUUAUUUUAAGCUAAAAUGGAGUAGUAACAAUAUAUUAGUAUAUAGGAAAUGGUAAUAUAUAUAAAAAAAAUAAAUUCUAAUAUGAUAGAUUUAGUUUUUUAUAUGCAUAAGUAACUCAAGAUGAGAGAUUUAUAUUUUGUAGCUUAUCACUAAAAGAUAUAGUUAUAUUUUAAAUAGAAAAGAAUGUCAAAACUGAUGGCAUUGUAGAAAUUUCAAAUCUAACCUAUUUAAUUAGUAUUUAUAGUGACUAUUGGAUUGUUUAGCUCAUUUUUCUCAACAAUUUUAUAUAUUACAUUGAUUCAUGGUAAGGUCUCUAUUUUGCAGAUUUAUUACCUUUUUUUUAGAAUCCACAGUCUGUUAAAAAUAUUAAACCUACUAAAUUCGGAUUAGGAAGUACCAACUUAAGCCCAACUACUUAUUGUAUGGUUAUUUCGAGUGAUUAAAAAUAUCUUUACUUAGGUGUAAGAUCUUAAGGUAUUUUAAUUUAUGACAUUUCAAACAUUUCAAAUCCUAUUUGGUAUUAUUAGCUCUUUGCUUAAGGUCAAGCUUAUUAUUUACUUAUUUCUAAUAAAGGAUAAGCUCUUUAUUACUCUAAUUCUAAUGGUUUGUAUCAAUACUAAUAAACUGAGUUAUCUUUCACAAAUAAAACACCCAAUAUGUAUAAUUCUCAUAAGUCAAAAAAUUUGUUUGAAGGACCUCCAUUUUACAAAUGGAGAUGCUAAAUAUUAAAAAAGUCAAAUACUUUAUUUGUUUCUUUUGAUGUAGACUAUAUUUAGAGAUUCUAAAUUAUUAAAAAUAACCAACUAAAAGGAGAUAUUAAUUUAUAAUAGAUAGACAUCCUUCCAUACGCAAAAGACGCGACAACUUCUACACCUUAUAUUGAAAAUGUAUGCAUUGAUAAAAAUGAAGAUUAUUUGUACAUUCCUGUAACUGAUUAAACUAACAUUAUUUUGAAAUAUUAAAUUCCAAGUUCUAUUAAUUCAUCUGCCCCUUUGUAAUACAAACAGUCUUUACAAUACAGUAAUGUUUAGUAUGCUGAAUCCUUAAAAUUAAGCUAAGAUAAUAGAUAUAUGGUAGUAGCUUAUUCAGUAGGAGUGAUGAUCGUAGAUAUUGAAAAGUUUGAAGUGCUCUCUCUUUUAAGUAUUUAAGAUAUGUAAAUUAAUUGCUAUGGAGCAGAAUUUACUAGAGAUACAAAUUAUAUAUUUGCUACUGCUAGAAACAUAGGGGUAUGGAUUAUAAAUGCUAAGGAUAAAUAAAAUCCAUUUGUUAUUUAAGCACUAAAUACAAAAGCCGCAGAAACUGUAAAAACUUCUAACUUAUAUGAUAUAAUGUAUUGCUUAGAUGGAUUUAAUGGAUUACUUAUAUUUGAUACUUCAGCUCUUCCUAACGUUGUAAUACUAAGUAAUCUUAAAUUAUAAGGCUGGGUUAAUCAUAUUACUUUAUUGAGUGAUGAAAAUUUUGGGAUAAUAUCAACUAUGGAUGCAGGAAUGCUAUCUCUCGUUAAUUUAAAAGAUAAAAGCAAUCCAAUUCUAAUAUCUUCAUAUUAGAUAGGUUAAUAAAAUUCCUAAUCUACUUGCGUCGACCCCAGCAUGUAAUACUUAAUUAUAUUGAAUUCAUAAAGUAUCAGAUAUUUUCCUCUUGACAGCGAUGUUCUUAUUCAUCAUGAGUUCUCAAUUAAAUAGUUUGACUAAAAUUCUAAAGGAAGGGUAGUUUUAAGCUAAGAAGAUUUCUUGCUGGUUGGAUAGACAUAUGAACUUAGAUUAAUCCCACUAUACCAAUAACCAAAUUAAUUAAUAAAUAAUAUAUUUAUAUAUUAAAACGAACAAAAGCAAGCUAUACCUAGUUGGAUUAAUUAAAUAAACAAACUUUAUUUAGAAAUGACUAUCCCAAAAGAAGCUGUUAGUAUUUCAAAUAAUUCUAUUAUUACUUUGCUUGUCCAAACCCAGUUUUCUUUGAAUAAUUCUUCUUUUAUUUAAAAUUUAACAUCUUUUGUAGUAUCUCCUAGUCUUAGUAGUAAGAUUUACUAGUAUUUAAAAACUUGUGGUUUCAUUAAUAGUUAAGAUUUAGUAACGGAUUUGUAUAAUCCAGAAGUCACACUUAAUUUUAAUGAUUUCGGAAAUGAUUUAACUGACCCUAAUUAGUAAAUUCAAGUACUAAAAAUGGCAAGAAAUAUUCUAUAAAAUAGUAUAGAUUAUAGUCCUAUUUAAUUUAAAGUUUAGAGCUCUCUAAAUUAUAUUUUAGAUUAAAAAAAGAAUUCCUUCUAAGUCCAUUCAUUUUCUAACUAAUUAAGCAUUUAAUUUUCAUUCAGCCCUACUUCUUCUUUAAUUUUUGUUUAAAAAGAAUAUCCGAAUGUAAUUUCUUAUCGUGAUGAUUAAAAUACCACUUUGAAUAUUUAAUCAUCUGUAGAGAGUAUUAACAAUAUUUUAAGAGGCAUUAUUUUAUAUCACAUAAUUCAAAGCUAAAAUAAUAAUAAUAAUAAUAUUAAUAAUCAGUAUUAAGUUAAUUUACUUAUUUAAGAUGGUAUAAAUUCUAAUAUUAAUGGUAAAUUUAAUGUGAGCGAUUUAAGUUUUCUUAAAUAAAAAUAAAAUAUUAAAUAGUUAAAAGAAUUACAAUCUUAAAUUGAAAAAAUAUAUAGUGAUAGCACAUUUGCUAUAGAAUCCACAUUUAUUAUUUAAUUUGAUCGCAAUACCUUCAUAGAUCCUGAUGGAAUCCCUCUUUCUUACUCAUUAUUAAUAUAUAUAAAUAAUAAUUAUUCAUCAAUUCACCCUGAAUAUUUUCUUAAGUUUGAUGAAUAAAAUCUGAGAAUGACAGGUACUCCAUCAGAAUCUAAUCUCUUUGAAAUAAUACGCCUUAGAUUAGUUGUUUCAAAUGGUUACAACUAAUUAUCAUCAGACUUUUACAUCAAAAUUUAUAAUAUUUCUUUCACCUACUUAUUAAAUUUAUUGCUAAAAUAUAUUGGACCAGUUGCAUUUAUUUUAGGAAUUUAUAAGUAUAAAAGUUAUUUUAUCAAUAUAAAAUUUAAAAAUAAAACAUUAUACAGCUAAGAGUUAGCAUAUAUUAAUAAGUUAUACAGAAAAAAGAUUACUUUAAUUGAAAAUGAGCUGGUUGUGGCAUAAGCGUUUUUGAAAGAAUUUUAGAGCAAAAAUAGAUUCAAAAAGAAGAAAAUUAAAAUACAAAAAGAUUUCUUUGGAAAUUAAUGCGAUAUUGGUUCGUUAGAAUAGAUUAAUACAGUGAAUUCUAAAUUUAGACCUUCUUUUUUUAGUAACAAUUAGUUAUUUAAUUCAUUUAUAGAAUUAAAUUCUACAUAAAAAGAUUUUUAGUAAAAAAAAAAUAAUUCUUCAUUGAUUUUCUAAAUUUCAUAAAAAUUAAAAGGAAAAAACAAUAACUUAUUUAAAAAUAUUUCCAAAAAUAAAACAAAUAAAAAGAAGAAAGAAUUAAGAAAAAAUAAAAUAAAUACAAACUAAAAAGUGCAAAAACAAUAUUUUAAAAAUUUAACUCUACUUUUUUCAAUAAAAAACUAAUUUACAAAUAAAGAUAAAAAAAACCUAAGUGAACAUGAAAAAAAAAGAAUUUAAACUGUAAAGAAUAGUCUAUAGAAGGCUAAAAUAAAUAAUUUUUGUGAUUAAGAUUAAAUAUUUAAUCUGUGCUACUCUCACCCUCAAAUAGUUAAUAAUCUCCUUUCAUCAACAAGCUUAACCGAUAAUUUACAAUAUUAUAAUCAAAUUAAAUUAUUUAACAUCAAGAUAAGUGCUGAUAAAUUAUUUUCUAAUAUGAUUUAGAAUGACUUAAAAAUAAAGUAUAAAGGAAAUUACUUGAGAAUAGCUGAUUAUACGAUAGAAUACUACAAUAAUCAUAGCAGAUUUAAUUAUUGUUUAAAUGCUUAGGUGGUAGAUUAUCUUCUUUAACUAGACAUAAGAACAAAUAUUGUUUACUCUUACUUAAAGGAAUACUCAAAAAAAUAAAAGAAUGUAACAGAAAAUGAUUGGUACAAAGCUUUCGUUCAAAUUGAAUCAUCAGAUGAGAUAGAUUGUACUGGAACAGUAAUACCUUUUCCAAAUGUUAGUGUAAAUGAAAGUAGUAUCUUGAAUUGCUUGAGCAAUCUUGAUUUAUAUAACAAUGUGGACUAACCGUUUGGCGAAAUUUGGUAGCAUGGUGUUAGCCCAGUUCUCCUUAAAUAAGCCCUUAUAUUUGAGUCUCUUGGAUUAUUAAAUAACAAUUCAAAUAACAGUAUCAUUAAUAAGUCAAAAGGUGAGUCAAUUUUCAUUCUUCAACAUCAAAUAUUAUCUGUUGAAGCAUUUUAAUUGAAGAAAUAGAAUAAAUUAAAUUUCUUUUAAAAAAUGUUAAACUUAAACUAUGAAAAAUUACCUAUUUCUAAAUACUAAUAUUUACCUAACUGGAUUUAACUUGAUUGCAAGAGUGGGAUUAUAAUUCUAGAAGGAAUCCCUACUUCUUCAGAUCAUGAAGAAAUCUUGAUUAGGAUUUAUAAUCUUAAAAACUAUAUAAUCAGGUAAUUUAAGCUUAAAAUCCUUAGCGAGCAGCCUUAAGAACUGAAGAUAGGAUAAAAUAUACCAUUAUUUUAAGCUUAAAAUAGAACAGAAAUUACAAAAGAAACUCCUAUUAUACAAGAUAAGUUUUCCAUAGUUAAUAAUUAAGUAGAUUGUAUUUUCUGUAAUAGUAAAAAAAGCAAAAUUAUGUUAAACACAAAUCCAUAAAAAUAAUAAGAAUUUUAACUAUCAAAAUAAAUAAUUUUUGGAACUUCAUUCAAGUAAAAAGAAUCAAUUUUUAAUAAUCCUAUAGAUCCCUAUAUUUAAAAAAAUUAACCUCAUUAAGAUGCUUGUCUUGAAGUAAAUGAAUUCAAAAAAUUAUAUUAAUAGUAAUAAACAUUAAAUCCAAGGACUAAAAUAAAUAAAUAAAUUCAUUUGAAAAACUAAGUUAAAUCUUAUAAAAAAACUAAAAAAUAAAAAAUAAAAUCAAAAUAAUUAAUUAGACAACCGAAGUAUAAAAUUUAAACAGAUUAAGAUUCAUUUGAAUCAUUAGACAUUAAUUUGAUUGAAUAAAAUAACAUGUUUAGUGAAAAUAAAAUUAGCCUAGAAUUAAAUAAAACAUAAUAGUUUGCAAAUCCUUUAUUUGGAUUAAAAUAAUAAUAAUGAAAUUAUUUUGGCUGAAAUUUUUUUUGAUUUAUUUGUUAAACAUAUCUUGAAAAAUAUAUUAUACAAAAU